Plodia interpunctella (Indianmeal moth) is the source of this 1347-nucleotide messenger RNA. RefSeq lists its product as uncharacterized. Gene Ontology annotation, molecular function: ATP hydrolysis activity; ATP binding. Gene Ontology annotation, biological process: post-translational protein targeting to endoplasmic reticulum membrane. The record is from RefSeq and is a predicted model, not a curated record. Gene Ontology annotation, cellular component: GET complex. The transcript has 5 exons. Bases 101 to 1111 code for a protein of 336 amino acids. NCBI's taxonomy places the organism in Eukaryota, Metazoa, Arthropoda, Insecta, Lepidoptera, Pyralidae.
UCAAUGUCAAUCAAAUCAAACAAAAUUGCAGGAUUUUGAUUUGAUUUUCUUUCCGUGUUUCUAGAAAAAUAAAUAUAUUUAUAUUUUGGAAUUCCUAAAUAUGGAGGAAGAAAAUCGUGAUUUUGAAGUCUUGGAACCUUCUCUCAGGAAUGUAAUUGAGCAAAAAUCUUUACGAUGGAUUUUCGUGGGAGGGAAAGGCGGUGUUGGAAAAACCACUUGCAGCUGCAGCCUGGCCGUUCAACUGUCGAAAGUAAGAGAGUCGGUGUUGAUAAUCUCCACUGAUCCAGCUCACAACAUUUCUGAUGCGUUUGACCAAAAAUUUUCAAAGGUCCCAACCAAAGUGAAGGGCUUCGACAACUUAUUUGCAAUGGAGAUUGACCCUAAUGUGGGGCUGACUGAGUUACCCGAGGAGUACUUUGAGGGCGAAACUGAAGCCAUGAGGCUCGGCAAGGGAGUCAUGCAGGAAAUAGUUGGAGCCUUCCCUGGUAUUGAUGAGGCUAUGAGCUAUGCUGAGGUGAUGAAGCUGGUGAAAGGCAUGAACUUCAGUACUGUGGUGUUUGACACGGCACCUACGGGACACACACUUCGUCUUCUCUCUUUCCCACAAGUUGUAGAGAGGGGACUUGGCAAGCUCAUGCGAUUAAAAUCAAAGGUGGCCCCAUUCAUCAACCAAGUGGCAACUCUCUUUGGGCUAGCAGAAUUCAAUUCAGACAUGUUCAGCAACAAAAUGGAUGAAAUGCUGUCGGUGAUCAGACAAGUCAAUACACAGUUCAAGGACCCCAACCAGACUACUUUUGUGUGCGUAUGCAUUGCGGAGUUCCUCUCCUUGUACGAGACAGAACGCUUAGUGCAGGAGUUGACGAGAUGCGGCAUUGAUACGCACAACAUUAUUGUGAACCAGUUGCUGUUAAGAUCAUCGGCUCCAUGUGAACUCUGUGCCGCAAGACAUAAGGUCCAGGAAAAGUACUUGGAGCAGAUUGCAGACUUAUAUGAAGACUUUCAUGUUACUAAAUUACCUCUGUUAGAUAAAGAAGUCCGAGGGGCUCAAGCCGUAAAUACAUUCUCAGAGUAUUUGGUCAAACCUUACGUUCCACCAACGCCAGCCACAUGAAGCCUCAACAUAUGGGCUUUUAAGUUAUUUGUGUCUAGUAAAUUCCUUGUAAGGUUUUACUAAAGGUGCUAAUGGUCACAUUCAAUUAUAUUCAUUUUCGAUUAUCUUCAGCAGUUCGACAUUGAUAUUUAUUUUUAUUUAAAGAGAAUUCUUAGCAAAACCUUGUAUAAUAUGCAGUAAAAUGUAAAAUAAAACUCUAACAGAUGUUCCAAUAAAACCUUAAAAUGUGCUAUAAA